CGCUCAACACAACAACGCUCUGCAGUGUAGUGGAUCUGUAAUGGCGCCAAGGGAGGAUUUUCUCGAUCAGUGUGAGUCUUGACUUUUCUACAUCACUAAUGGGCUGCCUUACAGGACGGCGAGCUUGACUUCCGUCGCCAUGACUUGCUCGUAUCAAUUUAAUGCCCAAGAUGGAUGGUCUUGCCAGCGUGCGGACCGCGGUACCACGUCAUAUUUUGCAGCGCUCUCGGAUCACUCGUUGCGAUGCUCAAAGCUGGGUGCUGACAUAUUCCAUAGCGAUCCAAUUCAAAUCGUACGCUCAGGAAGCCACCCUUGAGCCGCCGACAGGUUGGGAGUAUCAGAUA
Messenger RNA from Baudoinia panamericana UAMH 10762, 344 nucleotides. RefSeq lists its product as uncharacterized. The transcript has a single exon. NCBI's taxonomy places the organism in Eukaryota, Fungi, Ascomycota, Dothideomycetes, Mycosphaerellales, Teratosphaeriaceae. The record is from RefSeq and is a predicted model, not a curated record. Bases 140 to 316 code for a protein of 58 amino acids.